AUGGCUCUGACUACCAACAGCAAGACUCCGUGGAGCGAUGGUUCUCUAACGCGGCCUAAAGAUGCCCGAUUGCAGGAAGGGUGUGUUUGCACGUCAGGGUCACCGGACAAGCGUUCAGGACCCCUCUUAAAAAGUCUUCAGCUGGCAGAGUGGAGAUCGUGGGGUGAUUCCACCGGCGCUUCUCCGAGCCAGCGCCGCAAAUCCGGGCGCAAUUUCGACGUGAUGAACUUCGCCCAAGUUUCUGCGUUGUUUGUGACCCUCCUGACCCAGUGUGCCAUCCCCGGAGUCCUUUCUGAGCACUGUGACUUUUUGCUGAAUAUUCGAUUGCUUGAAGAGGAAUGUUACAGGACACUUGCUGGAGACAACCAGAGCUUGGAGACAGGAUGCAGAGGAAUGUGGGACGAUAUCAACUGUUGGCGUCACGCAAGAGUUGGGGAGACGGUUGUAAUGCCUUGUCCAUGGUUUCCUGGCAUUUUCCUGAACACUGAAGCCAAUGUCAGCAGGAACUGCACGAGCGAGGGGUGGUCAGAGCCUUCGUCGUCCUACUUAACUGCCUGCGAAAUUAACAACAGCACUCCACCCAGCGAGCAGAAACAGUUCUACAGAGCGGUGAUGACAAGUUACACCAUUGGGCACAGCUUGUCCCUCGUCUCCCUGACCGUGGCUAUGGUCAUCCUUUGCACCUUCAGGAAGUUACGCUGCACCCGGAAUUAUAUCCACAUGAACCUCUUUUUGUCGUUCAUCCUGAAGGCCAUUUCUGUCUUUGUCAAGGACCGGAUUCUGUUUGAAGACUUUGAAUCGGACUGCUCCGUUUCAAAGACUGGCUGUAAAGCUGUGAUGGUCCUUCUCCAUUACUGCAUCAUGGCACAUAACUUCUGGCUGCUGGUGGAGGGCCUGUACUUGCACACUCUGCUGGUCAUUUCCUUCUCGGAGAGGAAGUACUUCCGCCGGUACAUGCUCCUUGGCUGGGGGUUUCCACUGCUGUUUGUCAUCGCUUGGUCCCUCAGUAAAUACUACUUUGAAAAGGAUGGGUGCUGGCAACUCAAUGACUCGUCCCUCUGGUGGAUCAUACGGGCCCCAAUUCUUGUGAUUAUCUUGAUCAACUUCAUUCUCUUCGUGUGCAUUAUCCGCAUACUGAUACAGAAGUUGCUCUCCCCUGACAUUGGACUGCGUGAACCCAGCCAGCAGUACUGGAGGCUGGCAAAGUCGACUCUUCUCCUGAUACCCCUGUUCGGAAUCAAUUAUAUCGUGUUUGCAUUCUUCCCUGAUAGCUUCAGAGCAGACAUAAAGGUGACCUUUGAUCUUGCCCUCGGAUCCUUUCAGGGUUUUAUUGUGGCUGUCCUGUACUGUUUCCUGAAUGGUGAGGUUCAGUCCGAGCUGAAGAGGAGAUGGAGACGAUGGCACAUUGAUAGGUGUGUGGGUGGAGAAGUGACGUACCACCAGCCUUCCACAGGCAGCAGUGGGACCUGUUGCACCUCCCAGACCUCCAUGUUAACCAAUUCCAGCCCCAAGACCCGAGGGUCCACCAUUCAAGCUAAGUUUUCCAUUUCCUCGACUGAGGCACCUUGAGACC
This is a messenger RNA of Mobula hypostoma (lesser devil ray), 1573 nucleotides long. RefSeq names its product vasoactive intestinal polypeptide receptor-like. NCBI's taxonomy places the organism in Eukaryota, Metazoa, Chordata, Chondrichthyes, Myliobatiformes, Myliobatidae. Gene Ontology annotation, biological process: adenylate cyclase-modulating G protein-coupled receptor signaling pathway; cell surface receptor signaling pathway. The coding region runs from base 1 to 1569 and encodes 522 amino acids. The transcript is spliced from 14 exons. The record is from RefSeq and is a predicted model, not a curated record. Gene Ontology annotation, molecular function: vasoactive intestinal polypeptide receptor activity; G protein-coupled peptide receptor activity; peptide hormone binding. Gene Ontology annotation, cellular component: plasma membrane.